Bradysia coprophila is the source of this 1942-nucleotide messenger RNA. RefSeq names its product glutamate dehydrogenase, mitochondrial (gene Gdh). Gene Ontology annotation, molecular function: L-glutamate dehydrogenase (NAD+) activity. The record is from RefSeq and is a predicted model, not a curated record. Gene Ontology annotation, cellular component: mitochondrion. NCBI's taxonomy places the organism in Eukaryota, Metazoa, Arthropoda, Insecta, Diptera, Sciaridae. Gene Ontology annotation, biological process: L-glutamate catabolic process.
CCACACGAACAGUGUUCAAUGAAUAAACUUCGGGCAAAUUCGCAGAUAAGUUUAGUCCAUUUAAAAAUACGUGGAUACGAAUUGAAUUCAGUUGAGUGGUGAAUCGCGGGAACGGUAGUUCUGACUUGUGUGCUUGUUGUUGUUAGAUCAAAAACUUCCACAAAUAUGUUUCAUCUGAAAUCAUUGGCCAAGAAUGCUGUUAUCAAGCAAGAAGUGUCUGCACUAGUGGCAAAAGCUUUGCCCGCCGGCAUUGUGUCCCAAUCUCGCCACUAUGCGGACCAUCAAAUACCGGAACGUUUGCGUGAUGUGCCGACAGCCACUGAUCCGAAAUUCUUCGACAUGGUUGAGUAUUUCUUCCAUCGAGGAUGUCAAAUCGCCGAGGACAAAUUGGUCGAAGACAUCAAAGGAAACUUGAGCCUUGAGGAGAAGAAAAAGCGCGUAAAGGGCAUUUUAAUGUUGAUGCAAGGGUGUGAUCACAUUAUCGAAAUCUCGUUCCCAUUGCGUCGCGAUUCGGGUGAUUAUGAAAUGAUCACCGGCUACCGUGCUCAACAUUGUACCCAUCGUACCCCGACAAAAGGCGGUAUUCGUUAUUCCCUCGAUGUGUCCCGUGAUGAAGUCAAAGCAUUGUCUGCUUUGAUGACCUUCAAGUGUGCUUGUGUCGAUGUUCCAUUCGGUGGUGCAAAGGCCGGCGUAAAAAUCAACCCGAAAGAAUACAGUGAACAUGAAUUGGAAAAGAUCACUCGUCGUUUUGCAUUGGAAUUGUCGAAGAAGGGUUUCAUUGGACCGGGUAUUGAUGUACCAGCUCCAGACAUGGGUACUGGUGAACGUGAAAUGGCUUGGAUUGCCGAUACUUAUGCGAAAACCAUUGGACACUUGGACAUCAACGCUCACGCUUGCGUCACUGGCAAACCCAUCAAUCAGGGAGGUAUUCACGGUCGUGUCUCUGCUACCGGUCGCGGUGUUUUCCACGGUCUGGAAAAUUUCAUCAAUGAAGCUAAUUACAUGAGCAUGAUCGGUACCACUCCUGGCUGGGGCGGAAAGACAUUCAUUGUUCAAGGUUUCGGUAAUGUCGGUCUUCACACAUGCAGAUACUUGACCCGUGCUGGUGCUACAUGCAUUGGAAUCAUUGAACACGAUGGUUCAAUCUUCAACCCUGACGGUAUUGACCCAAAACAAUUGGAAGAUUACCGAAAUGAAAAAGGAACAAUCAAUGGCUUCCCCGGUGCGAAAGCUUAUUCAGGCGAAAAUCUUAUGUUCGAACAAUGUGACAUCUUCGUACCAGCUGCCGUCGAGAAGGUCAUUACCAGCGAAAAUGCGUCCAAAAUCCAAGCUAAAAUCAUUGCCGAAGCAGCUAACGGACCCACAACUCCAGCUGCCGAUCGCAUUUUAAUCGAUCGCAAUAUUUUGGUCAUUCCUGAUCUGUACAUUAAUGCUGGUGGUGUAACCGUUUCAUUCUUCGAAUGGCUUAAGAACCUCAACCACGUAUCGUAUGGUCGUUUGACUUUCAAAUAUGAAAGAGAAUCGAACUACCAUCUUUUAGCUUCUGUGCAGCAGUCUAUAGAAAAGGCUAUAAUUGAUGAUGAAUCCGUUCAAGAAUCAUUGGAACGCCGUUUCGGCAAAGUCGGUGGACGCAUCCCAGUCACACCAUCCGAAUCCUUCCAGAAGCGUAUAUCCGGUGCUUCCGAAAAAGAUAUCGUCCACUCCGGUCUCGAUUAUACCAUGGAACGAUCGGCCCGUGCCAUCAUGAAAACUGCCAUGAAAUACAACUUGGGAUUGGAUUUGAGAACUGCCGCCUAUAUCAACUCAAUUGAGAAAAUUUUCACCACGUACAGAGAUGCUGGUCUCGCAUUCUAGGAUUAAUGAAGAAAGAAAAAAAUAUUUUUGAAAAUUUUGCCUCAAGAUUAUUUCUACCAAGAAUACCGGAUGUCUCAAGUUACUUAAA